Didymella exigua CBS 183.55 is the source of this 669-nucleotide messenger RNA. RefSeq lists its product as uncharacterized. The annotation marks the transcript as partial. The transcript has a single exon. The record is from RefSeq and is a predicted model, not a curated record. NCBI's taxonomy places the organism in Eukaryota, Fungi, Ascomycota, Dothideomycetes, Pleosporales, Didymellaceae.
CCAUCUUCAGAUGCUGCACCGGUCGAGAUAACAUCGAUAAGCCAGGUCGUCACAUCCUUUAUCCCGACGGCGACCUUCUGCGUUGGACCUGCUCUCUACUUCUCCUCCAUCGCGGGCGGACCUUUCUUCAACGGGUCUGCAAAUUUCACGCAGUACAUUUCUGGAACCAGCAGCUGCGAUGUAGAGUACUCUACGACGACCAAGACGAUAUGCGCCACCACCCUCACUGGUCUGGCAUCGAAAGUGACCGUGUCGGAAUGCGAUCAGGAGAUCACCAUCUCAAGCGAGUGUGGCUACAGCCUGGAGACCCCUACACCAACCCCUGCCAAAACUAGCGCGUCAGCUCUCAUCACACCUGCGCCGACAGUGCGAAGGCUCAUGACAUACUGGCUUGCGCCAUGGCAGUCAUUAACAGCCGGCGACGCACCCUCUGACGUGGACGUCAAAGUCUGCACAGUGCUCGAUGACGGCAGGAUGAAGUGCCAGCGGUACCAGGAGAUCUGGGAAGUCGUCGUCGUCACAUCAACACUCACCUCUUCGAUCCCCGUCGCUUUCUCCAGGGCCGUCUCCGGACCCGGCGCAUUGAUCUUCGACUCGAGUACGUCGUACAUCAACAGCACUACCGAGUUCAUCAGCUUGUCCAAGACUUUGCGUCUGGCUACUGAGAUC